Aedes aegypti (yellow fever mosquito) is the source of this 732-nucleotide messenger RNA. RefSeq names its product RING-box protein 1A (gene Roc1a). Lineage: Eukaryota; Metazoa; Arthropoda; Insecta; Diptera; Culicidae. Gene Ontology annotation, biological process: ubiquitin-dependent protein catabolic process; protein ubiquitination. The record is from RefSeq and is a predicted model, not a curated record. The coding region runs from base 184 to 576 and encodes 130 amino acids. Gene Ontology annotation, cellular component: nucleus; cullin-RING ubiquitin ligase complex. Gene Ontology annotation, molecular function: ubiquitin protein ligase activity; cullin family protein binding; zinc ion binding. The transcript has 4 exons.
GGCCGGACAGAUGGUUCGAGUGAUCCCUAAUAUUUGACGUUUUUCUCGUUUUUCGUAGAACGGGCGCUUGCAUCGUCGUCUUUCGGUCAUCUUCUCCGGACUCCAUCUGCGUUCUGUGGUGCGGCUUACAAACAAAAGGAAGCGUUUUCGUUUGUCUAAAUUCGGUGUGAAAAAGCUGCAACAAUGGAGAUCGAUGAGGAAGAGUUCGAGCAGCCAACAUCCAGCAGCAGUCGCGGAGAGCGGAAGCGAUUCGAAGUGAAAAAGGUAUGGAAAAUAGUUGAAAGUUUGAUAUUCUGGAAAAAUAAUUGUAUAUUUCAUAAUUUUCAGUGGAACGCCGUAGCUCUGUGGGCCUGGGAUAUCGUGGUCGACAACUGCGCCAUUUGCCGCAAUCACAUUAUGGAUCUUUGCAUCGAAUGCCAGGCAAAUCAAGCAUCUGCCACUAGCGAAGAAUGCACUGUAGCCUGGGGUGUUUGUAACCACGCAUUCCAUUUCCACUGCAUCUCCCGUUGGCUGAAAACACGACAAGUCUGCCCGUUGGAUAACAGGGAAUGGGAAUUCCAAAAGUAUGGACACUAGACACCGGCAAUGCCUCGACAGAUCUGUAGCGAUCCAGCCCAAGAAAACAUUUUCUAUGCGAAUCAGUCAGUUAUAUAAUUUAAAUCCCCACUGCAUCAAAUACUUUUGAUUAUUCAAGUCAUGGAAAUUAAACUUUUUUACUUGCUUCAAGAAAAA